Solea senegalensis (Senegalese sole) is the source of this 2394-nucleotide messenger RNA. It is a transcript of the gene ero1a, whose product is annotated as endoplasmic reticulum oxidoreductase 1 alpha. Gene Ontology annotation, biological process: protein folding in endoplasmic reticulum. Bases 111 to 1493 code for a protein of 460 amino acids. The transcript has 15 exons. The record is from RefSeq and is a predicted model, not a curated record. NCBI's taxonomy places the organism in Eukaryota, Metazoa, Chordata, Actinopteri, Pleuronectiformes, Soleidae. Gene Ontology annotation, cellular component: endoplasmic reticulum; endoplasmic reticulum membrane. Gene Ontology annotation, molecular function: thiol oxidase activity; FAD binding; protein-disulfide reductase activity.
CAGUCUGCUCUCACUGUAAAUGUGUGUGUGAGAGAGUGAGCUGCUGUUACAGUGUGACACUGUAGAGUUAAGUCGCUGUUAGUGUGACUGUGUUUACAGGAGCGGUCGUUAUGAAGCCGGUGGUCUUCUUCUCCUCCCUCCUCCUCCUCCUGCUCCUGGUGUCCAGAUCUGCAGACAGCAGGUGUUUCUGUCAGGUCACAGGCAACCUGGAUGACUGUGCUUGUGAUGUGGAGACCAUUGACGGCUUCAACAAUGAACAGCUUUUUCCCAAACUACAAAAACUUUUGGAGUCUGAUUAUUUCAGGUUCUACAAGGUGAACCUGAAUAAGCCAUGUCCCUUCUGGACAGUCACUGGCCACUGUGGUCUGAGGGACUGUGCUGUGAAACCCUGCUCCCCCAACGAGGUGCCCGAGGGGAUUAGAUCAGCACCCCAUAAUAAGUAUGCAGAAGAAGCAAACAAGCAGCUGGAUGAGUGUGAGAGGACGCAGCAACUUGGAGCUGUGGACGUCUCUUUAAGCGAAGAGACGCGAGAGGCUCUGCGUGACUGGAGCAAACAUGAUGAUGAUGCAGAGCGCUUCUGUGUGGCUGACGAUGAGGAGUCUCCAGACUCACAGCAUGUCGACCUGCUGCUGAACCCGGAGCGAUUCACGGGCUACAGAGGACCUGAGGCCUGGCACAUCUGGAAUAAUAUCUAUGAGGAGAACUGCUUCAAACCAUACGCUGUCAAGCGACCCCUCACUUCGGACCCCUUCCAUAGCAUCUCAGGAGGUGAAGUGAGGACCUUCUACAGCUGGCUGCAAGGUCAGUGUGUGGAGAAGAGAGCUUUCUACCGCCUCAUCUCUGGCCUCCACGCCAGCAUCAACAUACACCUGAGCGCCAGGUACCUGCUGGAAGACAACUGGUUUCAGAAGUGGGGUCACAAUGUUACAGAGUUCAGGCAGCGCUUUGAUGAGGAGCUGACAGCAGGCGAGGGGCCCAAGAGGCUCCGCAACCUCUACUUCCUGUACCUGAUAGAGCUGCGGGCGCUGGCCAAAGCACUGCCAUUCUUCCAGCAGCCGUCCUUCCAGCUGUACACUGGUAGAACCAAACAGGACCAGGAGCACAAAGAGCUGCUGCUGCAGGUCCUGCAGCUGACAAGAUCUUUCCCUCUACACUUUGAUGAAACUUCCCUGUUUGCGGGUGAUGAAAACGAAGCAGCCAAACUCAAGGAGGACAUCAGACUGUCAUUCCUCAACAUCUCUCGGAUCAUGGACUGUGUCGGCUGCUUCAAAUGUCGACUGUGGGGGAAAGUGCAGACUCAAGGAUUAGGCACAGCACUGAAGAUUUUGUUUUCAGAGCGCCAGAUUGAAGCUCUGCCCACUUCAGGCAAACAACGACCUAGUUUCCAGCUCAGCCGGCAGGAGAUCGUCUCCCUGCUCAAUGCCUUUGGAAGAAUUUCCACAAGCAUCCGAGAACUGAAGAACUUCAGGACGCUGCUAGUAGAGGAUCGGUGACAGUGUUGAGGAGUCUGAGGAGGAGGAGGAGGAGGAAGAAGAGGAGUCACUCACAGACUCAUCUGAUGGGACCAGUUUGUUAUUGCCCGAAACCACCAACUGCCUUCAUCCUGCUGAAAUGUUAUGUAUGAAAGGCUCAAAAGAAAUGUAUCGAGUAAUGUGAAAGAUAAAGGUAUUUUUUUUUACUUUUGCUUACCAAAUUGGGAACAAACAUAUAUAUAAAUAAGAUAUUUUUGACUGACAGUCUAUUAAAUGUUUAAAUAAGACUAAAAGCAGGCAUGUGUCAGGCUUCAAAUAAACACCAAGAAGAAAUCUCAUAUGUUUAAAUGUGGGCCCAGUUUUCUAGACUUUUGUUUCAAAGAACUAAUUCCUUUUUUUCUUGAUUGUAAAUGAAAAGUUUGACUGCGUUGCACUUAUAUUAUCCUCCCAACUUUGUUUGGAAUAAAACCAGAUAUUAGAUAUGUUUUCUCUCUGUGAAAACCUUCUAUCAGAGACAUUUCUGCAUGUUUAGCCCAGACUGCUUACAGCACAGUUGUUUUGUAAUUAUGUUACUUUCCUCAGGAUGGUGCUGUUUCUAGAGAAAACUGAUUUUCAUAUUUCUCCUCAUGAAGAUAAGUGCAAAAAUCCAAUUGUUUUAGAAAGUGUUAUUGCUCUUUUUCAUAUAAAAAAUGUUAUGUUAAAUGUGUCGAAAAUAAGAAUAAUAUAUUUUGGAGUUUCUGUUUUGAGGGAGCUGUAUUAUAUAUUAUUAUAUAAUAUUACGAGUGUGAAUAUUCAGGUUAAAUGAUGAUGUCAUUUGUUGUGAUUGUGUAAAUGUUAUGAAAGCAUCAAUAAAUAUCAGAGAUGACGUGAACUAAAAUUUUCAUACAUAGGAGAAUAGAAAUAAAUAGUUAUAGAAAAUAUA